Messenger RNA from Cyclocybe aegerita, 765 nucleotides. NCBI's taxonomy places the organism in Eukaryota, Fungi, Basidiomycota, Agaricomycetes, Agaricales, Hemipholiotaceae. The record is from the annotation of a GenBank genome assembly.
AUGUCUCCCACCAAAGUCUAUCUCAUCACCGGCGCCAACCGUGGUAUUGGCCUCGGGCUCGUAAACGAGCUCCUCAAGAGGCACAAGGACGUCUUCGUCUACGCCGGCGUCCGCGACCCCUCCAAAGCCACGGCGUUGCAGGAGCUCUCGACCAAGUUUCCCGGCAAGAUCGAGAUCGUAAAGCUCAUCUCCGCCGACGAACAGACGCACAAGGACCUCGCAAAGGUCAUUACAGACAAGCACGGAUACGUCGACGUCGUUAUCGCUAACGCCGGCGUAAAUGACUACUAUGGCGCCGUCGGGGUGACCCCCAUCGACGUGUUCCGAAACCACCUCGAGGUGAACGCGACGGGCGUGGUCGUCCUCUUCCAGGCGGUCCUCCCUCUCUUGAAGGCGAGCAAGUCGUCGCCCAAGUUCAUACCUAUCACCUCGGGUGGCGGGAGCCUGACGGCGUAUAUCAGCGCCCCGUUCGAGAUCACAGCGUAUGGCGCGUCGAAGGCCACGUUGAACUACAUAACGCGCAGGAUCCAUUUCGAGAAUGAGUGGCUUGUUGCAUUCCCUCUCGCGCCUGGCAUCGUGAAGACAGACAUGGCUUACCAGGCCCGCGAACUGGACACAUCAGGCCAGUUGGGCGUGCUCCAAGAUCAAUUAUUUGUCUCUGUCGAGGACGCUUCGGUGAUGCUCAUCAACAUCGUCGACAACGCGACUCGAGAGAAGGAAGGCGGCGAGUUUGUUAACGUCGAUGGCAGCAGGAUCCCUUGGUAG